AGCGCCUGCCCGCUUCCUGCCAGCGCGGGGAGGGGGAAAUAUAAACAGCAGCCUCUGGAGUACAGUUGGGAUGCUGCCUGGGACAGGCUGCGCCGGGAGCAGCGCUCACGGCUGAAAGUCGAAGAUGGCAGAUCCUGAAUGCACAGUCAUAAACACUGAUGUGAAACAGAAAGAUCUCAGUGAGGCACUCGUCAUUGCAGUGACCACCAGGGCCAUCUUCAGCCUGGAGGAGGAGCACAAGCUCUACCUAGAGAAGGGCAAGGAGGAGUACACAAGGCACCAGCAGGCCAACCAGGACAAGCCCCUGCCACCAGGCACAGCCUUUGCCUUCAUCCAGGCAGUGCAGCAUGUGAACAAGAAGAUCCUGGAGAGCAACCCAGCAGAGAAGGACCUCUUCGAUAUCCUGGUGCUCUCGAACAACAGCCCUGAGAGUGGUGUGCGCAUCAUCAACAGUGCCAAGCACUAUGGCCUGGAAAUCUCCAAGUUCUGCUUCGUCAGCAAUGAAGACUCUACGCAAUACCUGAAGUCCCAUGGAGUCAAGCUCUUUCUCUCAGCUGACAGGACAGAUGUCUGCAAUGCCCUCCAGAGAGGUGUCUCAGCAGCACUCGUCUUCCAGCAGGAGGUGCAGGCCCCCAGCACCCCGCUCCGUGUGGUGUUUGAUGGGGAUGCCGUGCUCUUCUCCAACGAGACAGACCAGAUCUUCCAAGAGCAGGGACUGGAGGAGGCAGUGCAGUAUGAGCAAGCGAUGGAGGAUGUGCCUAUGGGAGAGGGUCCCCUGAAGGCUUUUGCCAUGCACCUUGGGAAGAUACGCAAGAAAUUCAGCCAGGAAAAAUCCCCCAUCCGCACCUACCUGGUGACUGCCCGCAGCGGCCGGGACAUGGGCAUCCGAGCCAUCAAGACACUCCGGGAAUGGGGUCUGGAAAUCGAUGAGGCUUUCUUCAUGGACGGAGCUCCCAAGGGCCCCAUCCUCGCCCAGAUCCAGCCCCACAUUUUCUUUGACGAUGGGCUGCAUAACAUCCAGGGAGCUCGGAAUGUGGGUGUACCCUCUGCCUGGGUCCCCUCCUGCCGCUGAUGGGCUGCAUGCCAGCUGCCCUCCUUCCCAGCAGCACAGGGGACUGGGCCAAUUGAAGACAAACCUUCUGGGAUGGAGAGGGAAGGAUUUCCUAACCUGCACCAAGCAAGCCUCAGGGAAAGGAGUAAGAGCAUUGCAUGAGAGCAUGGACUACCAGGCGAGACUUGGUGCUCAUUUCUGCUCUUCUUAUGAGGUCCUUGAGGUCUCAGGAUAAAGCCAAAAGAUGCAACUACUCCACAAAGGAAGGACACUUUUACUGUGACACUGAGAACUACCACUUACCUGCCCUGUAGGAUCUGGGGACUUUUCUGUAAAGAAAUAAAUGAACCUAUUGUCCCACACAUGAGCUAAAAGAAAUACAAAACCAAGCACUAAAAUCGUUAGCUUUAUCUGUGCACAGACAGUCUUCAAGAUUUAUUUCCAGGACCUCUGCCCAAAGGAAGCCUUCGAGACCCUACCUUCCCCAAGGUGCUCAACUUGGUUUAGUGAAGAAGCUGAUAUGCUGGUAAGUUCUUCAGGCAGCUCCAGCCAAACUCAGCAGAGGGGAAAAGACUCCAAAGCUCUAAAAGACCUAUGAACCUUUUAGAAACAGGUAACCAGGUUGAAGAAAGCCCAGCUAUUCCCCCUUAUAUAUAAGAUUACAGCGUAAGUCACCUUUCCUUCAGCAUGCAGGCUUCUCACAGAGUGCCGUUAGGUGACCCACACCUGCAGGACACGCAGCUUACAGAGCUGCAGCAGAACGGGACAAGGCUGCAACCCAGCUCUGAGGUACAUCCAAGAGACACAGCUGCACAUAGCUCUGAUGCUCCACCAGGAGAGGGCACUGGAGCUGAGCUGCCUACAGCACAAGCCAUGCAGAGCCAGGGCUGCAAGGGCCAAAGCAGAACUAGAUCCUGGGCUUGAGCUUAAAUGGAUCUCCAGGGCCAUGGGUGGGGGUCUCAGUCAGGCUGCUCAGGGCAGAUGGGGUCCCUGGGUGUGUUCAGGACCCUGCCCAGCACCAAGGCAGUGCCCUGGUGCAGGGAUGCCUCUCUGGCAAUGCAGACCAUGCUCCUAAUUGUCCUGGGGAGCAAGCAGCCCCUCAGGAUUCGUCGGCAGGUUUCUUUCUCCAGUGCUGGAUGUGAGUGGUUGCCACUAGAGGCCACUGUGCUGCCUGGGUGCAUGGCACCCCAAACCCUGUGAGCUCCCCAGAACAGCCUGGUAAAAGCACACAAACUCAGGGCAGUGUGCAUCCUGAGUGGCAGCGGAAUUAUGGACAGGGCAGAUAAAUGACAGUAGCUUACUUUUUUAAAUCUCAGUUUAAUCACAAAGAGGGGUAGUAUGGCUUCACAGGUGUCACUCACCAAUGCUUUCCCUCCCCAGAAAAUAAACAAAUGAGCACCACCAUGCAAGCACUUGUCUGUCACACCCCAUGUUCAGCAGUGUGGGAGGAGGGCUGGGAUAACUCACUGCUCCUCUGCAGACACUGUUCUUUUAUCUGGUCUUAUACGCACACAUCAGAAUGGGUUACAUGCCUGAGAAAUCUUCAGUGGGCUUUGGAUUAGGCCCCAGAACACCUUCUUGCAUCCAUGUCCCCAAGCCCACUCCUGCUUCCCCAGACUUGGGGGCUCUGCACUUCUCAUGCUAGCAAAGGGAGUUGCUGGCCCCACUGUGCUACCAUGGCCACCAUGCAGGUCCAAACUCAGGAAUGCUGUGGCAUAGCAGAGAUGCCUGUAUGCAGGGCUUUCGCAGGAAGCCACCUCCAAAGACAAAGCCCAGCAGGGUCUUGGCACUGCCAGUCUGGCCCCUGGCCGUUUUGCUUAAUCCAGAUGCUGAAAUGUUUUGAGGUAGCAACAUCAACAACAUCAGCUACUCAUCAUUGACUAAUAACACUAAGCAUCUGUCAGCCACAAUUGCUGAGGAAACAUUAAUUAUGGGAUGCUCAACAUGUCUGGUGAGCAGGUACAGCUGUUCAUCCCACUUUUAUGCAGGCCAGAUACCACCCAGCUUGGUGCGGGGAUCCAAGCACCCACCUCCAGCCCCUCUCACUGCAUGGCUGGCUGCUGCGGUGGCAGCUGGUGGUGGGGACAAGGAUCUAGUGAUGGAUCACCCUCUGCCACUCCGGCCAUCACCUUGGCCACUGCCUGGACAGUGCCAGCAGGAACUUGGCCAGAUGCCUUGGGUGAGAGGGAAUUAUCUAAGUCAGGGGUAGUGGGGACAGGCCCACGUGAGCCAUUGCAGGGUGCAAGUUGCUGAGGCAGGGGGUAGGUGCCACGUGCCUUCCUCUAGCACUGUCAGCACAGCAGGGGAUGACAAAGCAAAAUGUGCCCAAAAUGGGAAAAAGGAAGGAAACUCAAGGUUCAUGGGAUUGCAUCAUAUCAGGCCAAGUGCAACUUCUUCCAGCCAUGGCUCAAACAUAUAGCAUCAAAACUGACUUACUGCUCUGCUCCAAAGAUGUGGCAUCAAAAACUGCUCUUUUCUGCCCUGCUCCAAAGAUGGAGCAUCAAAAACACCUUCCAGCAAGUACUGCUGCAGCUUCACUUCCUGUUGUAAGGGUAAACUUGUUGUUUCUGUCUUAGAGGCAUCUGCAAUAAGCUCUUUAAUGCUUGGGGUGCUACUCAAGUGUUGGCUUUCCAGAGGAUUUUAAUCUUUCCUCCUUCAAGGGGUUGCUGGUACCCAGCAUUUUCCUGCAGCUGCUGCAGUUUGAAGGGGGGUUCGCUACUGGGGCUGGUUGCGGGAUGCUUCUUUGAUACCCUUUGAUCUCAUGUUUUUGGGGCCAGGGCAAGGCAGGAACGGAUCAUACCACCAUGCCACUCACAAGGACAGGCUCUCUUUGAGCCCUGCCUUUUCACUCUGGGAAAACAAAUUCAGAAAUGCAAAGGGGAUUCCGAGGACCUGCACUUGAUUCUGGCCAUUGCUGUCCAGAAACCAUGUGUGACACCAGCCAGAGCUGCCUGGUGUUGGCGUCCCCCCUUGGCACUGACUGCUGGGGACACCUUCCCAGUGCCGGGAACUCCACUCUGCUGCAGGCACUAAGCCCAGCCCUGCCCGUGGUGCCGAACAAGUGGCCCUUGUUUUGGAGGGGAGCGCGUGACCUCAGGGAUCAGAGCCUGCAGCCGGAUGGCCCUAAGGAGUUUGCAGGAGACCUUUGCCCAGGAGCAUGCCCUUAAUCCCCCACACACAGCACCUGUCAAUUUAGAG
Molecule: messenger RNA, 4249 nt
Organism: Melopsittacus undulatus (budgerigar)
Lineage: Eukaryota; Metazoa; Chordata; Aves; Psittaciformes; Psittaculidae
Product: cytosolic 5'-nucleotidase 1A-like
Exons: 7
Coding region: 125-1072 (315 amino acids)
Biological process (GO): adenosine metabolic process; nucleotide metabolic process
Cellular component (GO): cytoplasm; cytosol
Molecular function (GO): magnesium ion binding; nucleotide binding; 5'-nucleotidase activity
Source: RefSeq, a predicted model, not a curated record